Chanos chanos (milkfish) is the source of this 1647-nucleotide messenger RNA. RefSeq names its product protein FAM43A-like. The record is from RefSeq and is a predicted model, not a curated record. The transcript has a single exon. Bases 106 to 1128 code for a protein of 340 amino acids. Lineage: Eukaryota; Metazoa; Chordata; Actinopteri; Gonorynchiformes; Chanidae.
CAGCGCCAGUUGGUGGGUCGAAAACAAUACGAUAGGACAGUUUUCUCAAAGAAGAGCAGACAGAUGAAAGUGUAAACCUGACCGCAGUCCGCAAACAGCCACACAAUGCAGCGCUGGACAACAGUUGAUGGUGAGUUGAUUGAAGACGACAAUCAACCGAAAGAGUGCGUUGGCUUAAACUAUUCAGUAUUGACAACCAUUGCUAAAUCGUAUCCAGAGAGCGCAUUGAAUCGCAUUGGGAGGAUGUUUAAAUCCAAGAGGAGAAAGUUUGACAUCUCCGCCGAAGACCCCACCUAUACGGUCCUUUAUUUGGGGAAUUCUACGACCAUUCAGUCCAAAGGAGAAGGCUGCGCUGACGUUGCCAUCAGCAAGAUCUGGAAUAAAAGUGAAAUGGGAAGAAAUGGCACAAAAAUGCGCCUCACAAUCUCUUCGCAAGGCAUACGUAUGGUGCACACGGACGAGAAGGCAAAGAAACCCGGUCACAUGUACUUACUACACAGAGUAACGUACUGUGUUGCUGACUCCAGGCUCCCUAAGAUAUUUGCGUGGAUCUACCGACACGAAAUAAAACACAAAGCGGUGAUGCUCCGGUGCCACGCAGUGCUGGUUUCCAAACCUGAGAAGGCUAAAGCUAUGGCACUUCUUCUCUACCAAACUUCAGCGACUGCCCUGGCUGAGUUUCAGAGGCUAAAACGAAGAGAGGACGCUAGGCAUCAACAACAGCUUAUCAUAGGCGAACAAACAAUUCCACUGGUCCCCAUAAGGAAACUCAUGAACGGGCAGUGUCUCUACAAACCCCCGGUGGAGCGCAGUCGGAGCGCGCCCAAGCUUGGCUCUAUCACCGAGGAUUCGAUCGGUGAGGAGGAAGAGGAAAAAGCCAUGCUCUUUGAUGAGUUUCUAGAUGGUGACUGUUUCGAAGACGCUAAAGAAGGACUACUGCUUAUCGAUGAUUUAGAGCAAUUAAGCAUAGGUAACGACGUGAAGACUUUGAAAGCUGAUCUGCAAGUUACCCGGCUUCUCUCGGGAGACAGCACAGGCAGCGAGUCGUCCAUCGACAGUAAUCUGGAACUGAGCUCUGGAACCGAUUCGGAUGAAUUCACAGACGACAAAGUCACAGAGACUAGUUGAACAGACUAAGAAACGCAUCAGACAUUUAACGCACGUGUGUUGUUGUUCUGCCAUGCAGAGGGAUGGUAAACAUUGUUUUAAUCAUUAUCCACGUCCGUUAACUCACGUGCGUUCUUUGCUCAGCGAAUUCCUAAGUGGUCUCUUGAACUGUCCUCGAGUUUGGACUCUUUCCUCUGUGUGUGUUUGUGUGUGCGUGUGUGCGCGCGCGCACUUUGUUUCACUUCAGUCUAACGUCGAUAUUAGAAAAAGAGAGAACUAGUAAGAGCUCGCUUUCAUCUCACUUUUCACAAUCCUUCAGUUUCAUUCUCGAUGUUUUCAGUUCUGUUCAGAGUGAAAAUUAAACCAUAGCGUGUUUCUUGUCUAGGAUUAUAUACUGCCUACACUGGCAUUUACCCUCUGUUUUCACAGACAUAUCUUUGCUAUGCAAAAGUUUAAACCAAGACCUCUGUAUUCUUACCUGUAUGUUGUUGAGUGAUGUAAGUGCUUAAUCAAUGAUUAUUGCGCAAAUGAAAGAGUUUA